Molecule: messenger RNA, 1575 nt
Organism: Helianthus annuus (common sunflower)
Lineage: Eukaryota; Viridiplantae; Streptophyta; Magnoliopsida; Asterales; Asteraceae
Product: fructose-1,6-bisphosphatase, chloroplastic
Exons: 4
Coding region: 139-1350 (403 amino acids)
Biological process (GO): sucrose biosynthetic process; fructose metabolic process; fructose 6-phosphate metabolic process
Cellular component (GO): cytoplasm; cytosol
Molecular function (GO): fructose 1,6-bisphosphate 1-phosphatase activity
Source: RefSeq, a predicted model, not a curated record
ACCCAUCAUAAGACACUCCCUCAUCACCUUACAUUUUCCAUAACCCAAUCUCAAUUUUUAUUUUAUUUUUUAUUAACAAAACAUAUUAUUAUAUAAAAUCAAAGAAAAACAAGAAUCAUUCCCUUUGGAAACACAGCAAUGGCUGCAACAUCUUCUUCAAACCUCCUUCACUUCUCCAGUUGUCACUCAAUUUCACGUCUAUCCCCUCUCAACACCACUCUCUUAUCAUGCUCCAAGAGGCGACCAAUGGCGGCUGCCGGUGUCGCUUCUACCACCACAGGCGGAAUACGGUGCAUGGCGGUGGCUGAGUCCGUAAAGAAGAGAAGUUCUUAUCAGAUUGAGACAUUGACAAACUGGCUGUUGAAACAAGAGCAAUCCGGGGUCAUUGAUGCCGAACUUACCAUCGUUUUGUCCAGCAUUUCAAUGGCUUGUAAGCAGAUUGCAUCCUUGGUCCAACGAGCCAGCAUCUCGAACCUCACCGGAGUCCAAGGAGCCGUUAAUGUUCAGGGAGAGGAUCAGAAGAAACUCGAUGUCGUAUCCAAUGAGGUGUUUUCAAAUUGUUUGAGAUCAAGUGGAAGGACCGGAAUCAUUGCGUCGGAGGAGGAGGAUGUACCCGUGGCGGUGGAAGAGAGUUACUCCGGCAACUACAUUGUGGUGUUUGAUCCUCUUGAUGGAUCAUCCAACAUUGAUGCUGCCGUUUCAACUGGUUCUAUAUUCGGAAUCUACAGCCCCAAUGAUGAGUGUCUCCCUGAUAUCGGUGAUGACUCUGCGCUAGACAGUGCGGAACAAAAGUGCAUCGUUAGUGUAUGCCAGCCCGGAAACAACCUUCUAGCAGCCGGUUACUGUAUGUACUCGAGCUCCGUAAUCUUUGUGCUCUCAAUAGGAACGGGUGUCUACGCAUUCACCCUAGACCCAAUGUACGGUGAGUUUGUCCUCACUCAAGAAAAGAUUCAAAUUCCCAAAUCGGGAAAGAUUUACUCCUUCAACGAAGGAAACUAUCAACUUUGGGACGACAAGCUCAAGAAAUACAUGGAUGAUCUUAAGGACCCUGGGCCUUCAGGCAAGCCGUAUUCGGCUAGGUAUAUUGGUAGUUUGGUUGGUGAUUUUCAUAGGACACUUUUGUAUGGGGGGAUUUACGGGUACCCGCGUGACAAAAAGAGUAAGAAUGGUAAGCUUAGGCUAUUGUAUGAGUGUGCACCAAUGAGUUACUUGGUUGAACAAGCCGGUGGAAAGGGGUCCGAUGGCCAUCAACGAGUACUUGACAUCCAACCAACCGAGAUUCAUCAAAGAGUUCCUCUAUACAUUGGAAGCGUAGAGGAAGUGGAAAAAUUGGAGAAGUAUUUGGCUUAAAAUUUUAUGUAAAAUAUGCAAUUGCUUGAAAAAACAAAAGUGAAAAGGGAACUAAAGUUUGGUUGAGGAGUUUUUCAUGGGGAUCUUUGUUUGUAUAUUUGAUAUUUCUCACCCAAAUUAUUACUUCUAAUUUUCUGAGGCUUGUUGCUUGUUCAAGAAACGUAAGUGAUAUGAUAUCCACAUGUAACAUCUUGAAAGUUUUGUGCCUAGAAUAUUAUAAUUAAA